Molecule: messenger RNA, 2797 nt
Organism: Saccostrea echinata
Lineage: Eukaryota; Metazoa; Mollusca; Bivalvia; Ostreida; Ostreidae
Product: low-density lipoprotein receptor-related protein 4-like
Exons: 18
Coding region: 1-2622 (873 amino acids)
Cellular component (GO): membrane
Source: RefSeq, a predicted model, not a curated record
AUGUCCAUGACAGUACGCCGCUUUAUCUUAAUAGCAGGAUUUCUGGCCUCUUGUUCUGCGGCAUUAUCCAGAGAUAAGAAGGGUGAGGAGGCAGAAUGUUACACACAGUCUCAUUCGACCUCAUCUAUAUUCCAAUCUACUGUGUACUCUAUGGGAUGUCGUUCAACGUCGUUAUGCAAUGCCCUUGCUGGAGGCGGAGCGGGAGCGGUGGGACGAAAAAGAAACACACGUCAACUGAAUACCAAUUGCAACCAGUGCUGUAGAACAAAUAACUGUAAUAGAAAUUUGUGUGGAGGGUCAGGUACUACUAAUCCAACGGUGUCCACAUCUAGUCCUACAUAUGUUCGUUUGGUCGGAGGAUCCAAUGCUUAUGAGGGGCGUGUUGAAGUUUUCCAUAAUGGUAUAUUCGGCUCAAUUUGUGAUGAUGGCUGGGGUGGACAUGAAGCCCAGGUUAUCUGCGGUAUGCUGGGAUAUAGCAGGAGCGGAUCUGGCGGAGCACAAGGAGCAGUUUUCGGUGGAGCUCCACUAUAUGCCAAGAUAUUUAUGGACGAAGUAAAUUGUACAGGAACAGAAGCAAGCAUUGACCAGUGUCACUUUAAUGGAUGGGGGGUUCACGACUGUGGACAUGACGAAGACGCAGGGGUUAUCUGUAACUCAGCCAGUCAAGAAGAUAACAUCAUUUUUCUGCUGGAUACCGGACUUGGUGGAGUGAUUUUCAGAAUGGACCUAAACACCCAGAGUUAUGUGCCCAUUCCUAUGAACAAUUUAUAUACCCCCACAGCUUUUGAUUAUGAUCCCACAGAAGGAAGGAUUUACUUUGUGGAUUACAAACUCAGACAGCUGAUGAGCGUACAUUUCAGCGGAACUGACGUCAGAGAACUUAAACAACUAGAUGCAAAUGCUGAUUUAGAGAAAAUUCAGGUCGAUCCGAUCAACCGAAGGCUUUUCUACGCAGACACUGGAAACAAUCUUAUUGGAACCAUUAAUUUAGAUGGCACUGGAUACAAAGUUAUUGUGAAUCAGAGUUUGGAUGAACCACGUGACUUGGCUCUUGUUCCCGCCACUCAAACAAUAUACUGGACAGACUGGGGGAAAAGUCCAAAGAUCGAGAAAGCCAAUUAUGACGGAGGAAACAGGCAAACUCUCGCAACAACCAAUUUGAAAUGGCCAAACGGUCUAGCAUAUGAUUAUCAAGAGAAUAGGCUUUAUUUCGUGGAUGCUGGUACGCAUAAAAUUGAAGCAAUGCAGCCGGACGGAAGUAGCCGUACCGUCCUUUUAACCGACACAGCUGCUCACUUCUUCGCUUUGUCGCCUUAUAAACAGUACCUUUAUUACACCGACUGGAACCAACAUACGGUAAUGAGAGUCAAUAAGGAUGGUACUGGUAAGACCAAUGUCGGACCUACCGGUUUCCGGCAGUUAGCGGACAUUAGGGUCCACAAGUACGGAUACGGAAUGCCAGGUGUGGUUACACCCUCGCCCAUUGUAGUAGACGAAAGCCAUAUUUUUGUUCGACUCGUGGGUAAGGGGGAGCAUUACGAAGGCCUGGUAGAGGUUUACAUUAACGGAGAAUGGGGGACAAUUUGUGACGACAUGUGGGACGAAAGAGAGGCCAAGGUCGUCUGUGAAAUGUUGGGAUUUGGAAAGACCGGAGCGAAGGCCGUUUCUCGAGCCUACUAUGGGACAGACAACUCCGUUAUCAUUUUCCUUGAUGAUGUCAAUUGUACAGGCGAGGAGUCCCACAUCGCUCAGUGCACUAAGAUUGGAGACUGGGGUCUUCACAACUGCCGCCAUAACGAGGACGCAGGGGUUAACUGUACAUUCAAUGCAGCCACUAUUCGAGACUUUGUGUUGGUGGCCGAUUCUUAUAUCCAGGAGAUUUACAGAAUGGACUUGGAGAGUGGUAGUUAUUCUGCUAUCCCGCAGUACUCUGUGAACACUCCUAUAGCAAUAGACUACAACCCGGUGACUCACACGGUCUUCUACACAGACGUAGGCCUUCAUCGCAUUAAAAGCACCAGUUUAGAUGGAACCAACGAAAAAAUACUUAAACAGCUUAAUUCUGUUGCUGUUCCAGAUGGUCUAACUAUAGAUGUACAGAACCGAUUGUUAUUCUAUACCGACACCGGAAAUGACGUCAUAGUGAAAAUGGGCUUGGAUGGUUCAAAUGUGGUUAAUGUUACCAAUACAAAUCUGGAUGAACCCCGAGCUGUGACCCUGGAUGUUGCCAAUCAAGUUGUUUACUGGACGGAUUGGGGAGCUCAUCCAAAGAUUGAAAAGGCUAACUACGACGGAUCUAAUCGACAAACUUUGGUCGACAGCGGACUGAAAUAUCCUAAUGGACUAGUAUAUGACGCAACCACCAACAAGUUAUUUUUGUGCGAUGCUGGCACAAACAAGAUAGAGAAGAUGGACACGAAUGGCCAGAACCGACAACUCAUUUUCCAGGAUGCUGGGGCUCAUUUCUUCGGAAUCGACGUGGACUCUCAGUAUAUUUAUGUGUCCGACUGGACCAAAGAUGGAGUUGAACGAUUGUUAAAGGACGGAACAGGUGAAACCCCUGUCGGGCCCCCAUCCUUUGGUAAAUUGAAUGGUGUUGCACUCUAUCAUCAAGGGGGAUAAUCUACAAUAACACUGCACUAGUCGCUUUUCCAGGCAUUGUUCUGUUCGAUGAAUGGAUUUUUUUCAAGAAAUAUAACUAUAUCAAAAUAAAUGAUAUGUAUUGAUGAUUUUAUUAAAUAUUAAAAUGAAUGUAUGUCGACAUAAUAUUUUACAUAUAUUAAAGUCUAUAAACUUC